AUGAUGUCUACGGCGUGAUCUGUGAUGCGAUUUGUUUACUAGUUCGAAAUUCGCAACUAUUCUCAAACUUGCUGUCGAAGUAGAAUAGGGGUUAAUUAUCGUUUUUCGUAAUGAAUCCUGUACUUGGAUAUUUGAAAGAAGCUUACGACUUCGUUCUGAGAAAGACGCUGAAACCGCCUGAAAGGCAUGUUGUUUUGACACCCCAUGAAAGAGUCAACAGAGCCCGAGUAUUCAAUUCUAUUUUGAGUCCAUUUGAGACGUAUUUCGGCCCGUUGCAGAGUCUUCUUGUUUGGGAACGACCGUAUCUAAGUGCUGGAGCUUUUGUCACUGUCAAUAUAGCCUAUUGGAUCAUAGUAGCGUGGAACAGGAGGUUUUUUUCCAUACUUUCAAUAUUUGCACUUACAUUGUUUUGUUACAACACAUGGAUUUAUCAAGUUUGGCCUGAAAUCAGAGGCACACCAGAGAGUCAAGAAUCUGAAAGUUGGACUGACUUAAACCCCAACACUGUAAGUGUUCCGGAACUCAGUAAACAUUUGAACGAUUUCUGUGAGAAAAUGUUAAUUUUAUGGAAAGAUGUCUGGAAGUUGAGGAAAGAAAAUCAUGGAUUGUUUUGUGCUUUGAUGUGCGGAUUUUUUUCAAUUCUUGCUCUGAUUGGAAAGAUAAUUCCCGGUGUCCUCAUUGUUUAUAGCACAGUUCUCAUACUUUCACUUGGUCCAGGAAUUGCACUGCAUUUAAUUCCAUCUACAUUAUAUGAUCAGAUGAUUGGUUAUUUUGCUGAAUCAGAUGAUCAAGUCUCGUCUGAUGGCUCAAGGCCGAGCGGUCAGUCAGAUAAAGAUAGCGAUAUUGAAGAGUUUAUUCCUGAAGCCUCUGCAGAAGUCCUCAGGCAACUCUCCUUUAAAGAAGAUACUCCAGAAAUCCCAAGUCCUGGCAUGGUUCUUACUGAAUCUCCUUGUAUAGAAUUUGAUGCUAGUCAAGAAACAGCUGACGAAUUUUCACUAUACUCAGGACUUGGUGGUUUCCCUAGUGUGGAAGAGGAAGGUGAAAGUGACCUUGAGGAUGAAAUUUCGGAUGACAUCCUUCCUAAGGUGGAUUCAGCUGCCGGGGAGAUGCAUUUUGUCCCUUCACAUUUCAAAGAUGACAGUUCAGACUCUGAAAACGAGAAUUUCAUAGAAGGUCUGUCAUUCAAGAACCCUGGUGAGCACGAAGCAACCCCAGAGCAAGAGGAUGAGGUAAAUAAAGCGAAAAAACCCAGUGAAAGUGCAAAGCGGAAAGUGUCGUCUUCUAGUGAGUUUGACGAUGAACUGAUGGAUUUUGAAAUAUUAGAAGAAUCUGAUGUUCUUUCCUGAUUGUGAUAGUCUUCUAGUAGUGUGGACAUCACAGUGAGAAGGACAUAUUCUUACUUAGGGUUUUUAUUUCAAAGAGUGCACUGAACAAAUAAAUGCCUUGAUACUUAGGUAGAGAAAAUAUAAGUUGAUAUUUUAAUUAUGAUCGCACCGUUUUUAGCAUUUUAACUAUUUUUUGUGCAUGUUUGCUUUCCAAGAUAUUUCACUCUCAUUGAAUAUAUUUUUGAUUGAAAUGAUGGCCUUGAUGAUGGUUGUUUAAAGGUUAUUUAUGAGUUGUUUAUUGUUACUUUGUUGUUCAUUUUUAAGAAGUUUUAACUGUUGAUUGGAGACUUUUAUUCAGGUAUACCAUUGAUUGAAAGCCCAAUGAAACUAUUCUUAGAAAAUUAGUUUAAGGUGACAGUUAAAAACAAAAUUUGGGUUGCUUUUGAGUAAAAAUAUACAGUCUAUCGUGUCUAUCUCAAAAUUCAUCGGAAGAAAAAAAAAUCAGAUGAGGUUUGCGAUACAAAGGUUUUAAUAAAAUCAUUAAAAUGAAUAAUAAAAAACAAAUGCAAAGAGUUGACAUUUUCUUUCGAGUAAAACUACUCUGAAUUGAUACUCAUAUGUGAUAUACUGUAAUUACACAUAUUUUUAAUUACAUAAAGUAUACAUUAAUAACAUAGUUUUAAUAAUAUUAGUAAUCACAUCAAGGGCGCCCAUAUAGGGGGCCAAGUGGGGGCUCAAGCCUCCCCCCCCCUUUAAAAUUGAGAACUUUUUUUGCUUUUAAUGCUUUUUUCUUUGCAAAAAUGUAUAAAAAUUUCUUUUCCAGCCAUUAAUGAGUAAGUUAUUAAAAAUGUCAAAUUUUAAUGUCUCAAAUCUGUACUGAAAUCGGUUUCCAUAUGGAAAAUAUUCUGCUAAACCAUGAGGAAAAUUUUUGAGUCCCCCUACCUUAAAAUUUUGCAUAUGGGCGCCCUUGAAUCAAAUCAUACAUAAAUGAGUUGAUUACUAAUUUUUGAAGAAAAGAGAAAUGGUGAAGAAUCCUUUAAUUUAUACUGUAAAUGCAGGGAAAUAUUUAAACUUUGGCAAAGAGUAGUUAGGAGUUUGAUAUGGGAAGAGUUGACUGUAUGUUGCUAAAAUAUUAUCUUUUAAUGGACUGAAUAUGUGUGUGGUGAGGGAGGGGGACUAUUACCAAAGAUAAAGGAGAAAAAAUAAGCACAAUUGGAUGCGCUGCCAAAAGGAAAUGUGUACCAAAGUUGAUUGAUAAAAGCAAAUUUGGCCAAGAAGUGAGAACAUGAUAGAUGAACUAAAUAUUUAUUUCAUAUUUGAAUAAUCUGGAUUCAAUUUUUUUUAAUUUUUUUUAACAAGAACAUAUUUUUAGUAACUUUGAUUGACCAUUAUUGUAAUAGCAAAUACAAGACAGGUAAGUUGCUAUACUCAUUUUUGGCCUUAUUUUGAGCUCAUCAGUCUGGAAUAGCCAUAGCUGAGCUGCAGGCAAAUAAGCAUCACAAGGAAGAUAAUAUCAUGACCCAGAUAGGAAAAAACAGGGGCAAAGCUGCAAUCUCUGGAUGCUGUAAGGGAGUUGUCCCAUAUUUGCUUGCAAUUUUGCCUUAGUUCUGGCUAUGAGACGGUAAUUUGUAGCUUUAUUGUUUUAAUAUUUCCAUUAAUCAAUAGUAUGUAUGUAUAUUCAGUAGAAAGUCAAAAAUCCAAAUUACUUGGGACUGUAGGUAGUUUGAAUUUUUGAUAAUAACAAAGAAAAUGCCAUUUAGGAAAAUAGUACAUAAUUUAAUUAAAUAAAGUGUUUAGACAAUAUAUCUACAUAACAAAAAAUGUAAUACAUAAUGCUGCAGUAUGUAAUCAUAUUUUUUUAACAAUUUGUUGUAUGUUCCAACAAGGUGAAAUCCAUACCUUUUUGCAUGGUAAAUAUAAUAUUCCACCUCUAUUGCAUAUGUACUUAAUUUCUUUCACCCUUGUUUGAAAACUAUUUAUUUCACAAACUGUAUCUGUUCCUCAGCAAUUGUCGAGCAGUUUAUAAAAUCUGAUUGCAUUCAGAUUUUUGACAUUCUACUGUAUAUAUGUUCUUUCACAAGUAAAGCUUCUAGUAAGGUUACGUUAUUCAUCUCAUAUGUUAGGUUAGAAAAAUAUUGAAAUGUUUUUAGUCAUCAAAUGCAGUCCUUUUUUCCUCUCCAAAAUUUUACCGGUUUCAUUUAUGUUUAAAAAUGUUGCUCAAGUGUAUAAAUUUUACAGAGCAAUACUAUAUAUGGUUUUUUAAAGUUAUUUUAAACUAGCAAUAGUUCAAAAUUUAGUACACUGAAUUAUUCAAAACUUAGAAUGCUUAACUUAGACUCCAAUAAAAGUUAGCAUUUGAAACAUCUUUAAGUGCUUAAUUUUCCGAAACAAUACUGUAGUUAAGUGAUAUGGUUUUUAAAUCCUCAUAUAUGUAAUAGUGAAUUCACUGAUCGGGUAACUUAACUGUUUUACUGGUAAGACUGUAAUUUUAGGAGAAUGAAGAAACGAAAAAGUGGUCAACAAUUAACAAUAUCUACUGGAGUUAGGGUUAAAUCUUGACCAAAUAGGCUUGCAAUUGCCCAAAACAUAGAAAGAUUUUAAUGCUACUUAUAAAAUGUAUGAUUUUAUUUUUUUGUAACAUUUAUCAUUAUUAUCAUUAUUAAAAGUUUUGUUGACUUAUAACUUAUUUUAUGCUUAAAAAAACUAAAAAUAUGAUUUUUUUAAACAAAAAACAUUUCUGUCCCUAUUUUGCCACAUAUCAGAUGAAACUUUGUUAAUACCUAUGACAGACAUUAAAUUUUGGGCAGGUGAAGUUCCUUCAGUGUUAUAUAGACUCUCCCUUUUUUGUUUGAGUGAUAAUCUGUGAUUUUUUUUAAUUGUUGAAAAUGUUUUUGUUGACUUAGUAUGCUGUUGUGGAAAAGCAAUCUUUUCUGUUGUGCAGUAAACAUUUAAUUUUUCUUUUUGCCAUAUGAAUCAAGGCCAUGAUAUGUAUCCAUUU
Messenger RNA from Uloborus diversus, 4323 nucleotides. RefSeq names its product reticulophagy regulator 3-like. NCBI's taxonomy places the organism in Eukaryota, Metazoa, Arthropoda, Arachnida, Araneae, Uloboridae. The transcript is spliced from 9 exons. The record is from RefSeq and is a predicted model, not a curated record. Gene Ontology annotation, biological process: reticulophagy. The coding region runs from base 111 to 1346 and encodes 411 amino acids.